AUGCGUUUUAAUAACGCUGACACCGUAGGAGACCCUAGAACGAAUGAAGCUUCUGGAAGCAGCAAUGUUAGAGGAGGAGGACGACUCAGCCAAGCGGAGUUGCACGACCGGAGCCGCCGCGAACUUUGUUUCAAGUGUGGAGAACGAUGGGAUCGUACCCAUCGCUGUCGGAAUGCGCAGUUGCAGUUGCUGGUGGUCGAGGAAGCUGAAAAGGCGCAUGAUGUACCGACGGUCGCGAACGAAGAAAAAGGAGACGAGGAGGAGCAACCGAUCGGAACGGAUACCUUACAGUUGUCAGUCUACAGCAUCCUAGGGCUCUCUUCGAACCAAAGCAUGCAACUAUGGGGAUCCGUGAAGCGCGAGAGGGUGACAACGCUUGUUGACUAUUGUGCCACACACAACUUUGUCAACCGUCAUGUGGCUGAAAAAUUGGGUUUGCCCAUUGAAGAUUCCUACAGCUUUAACGUAGUGUUGGGAGAUGGUCACAAGGUAGGAAGUCAAGGGGUGUGCCGUCAAGUAGACCUACAAAUUCAGGAGUAUCAGACGAAACAGGAUCUGUUCAUCUUUGACCUAGGAGGUGCGGAGGUCAUUCUUGGAAUGGAUUGGCUGAAGGGUUUGGGGGAAAUUACAACUGAUUUCAACAAGCUGACGUUAAGAUUUCAAGCUGAGGGUAAGCAGAUGACUCUUCGUGGUGAUCCUUCACUCUCUCGUAAGGGUGCUUUGGCCUCUGUACGAUCAAUGAUGAAAACCAUGAAGGAUGAGGGCCUCGGUUGUGUGAUUGAGCCUCAGUGGGUCCAAGGAAACUCAUCAGCAGAACAUGAGAAGUGGGACGAACUCUCUCAGCUGCUGGCCGAAUUUGAUGAUAUCUUCCAACAGCCUCAAGGCUUACCUCCCCACCGGCGCCAUGAUCAUGCCAUCGAACUUAAACCUGGUAGUGCGGUACCCAAUAUUCGUCCCUACAGGUAUCCUCAUUAUCAGAAGUCUUUAAUUGAAUCUCUGGUGUCUGAGUUGCUUACUGCAAGAAUGAUACGUCCAAGUAUCAGUCCUUACUCGAGUCCAGUAAUUCUGGUGAGAAAAAAAGAUGGAAGUUGGCGAGUAUGCAUGGAUUAUAGGGCCCUCAACAAGCUCAUUGUACCCGACAAGUUUCCCAUUCCUGUUAUUGAGGAGUUACUGGACGAGUUGGGAGGAUCCAGCAUUUACUCCAAAUUGGACCUCAAAUCCGGGUAUCACCAGAUACGCAUGAGGGAAGAAGACAUUCCCAAAACGGCUUUCAGAACCCAUGAGGGUCACUAUGAGUACUUAGUGAUGCCUUUUGGGCUCACAAACGCUCCAUCUACCUUCCAGUCCUUGAUGAAUGAGAUAUUGAGGCCGCAUUUGCGCAAGUUUGUUCUGGUGUUUUUUGAUGACAUUCUUGUCUACAACAGCUGUAAGGAUGAGCAUUUAAGACAUCUCAGGGCUGUUCUGCAGAUUUUACGUCAACAUCAAUUGGUAGCAAAUAAAAAGAAAUGA
Messenger RNA from Gastrolobium bilobum, 1509 nucleotides. RefSeq lists its product as uncharacterized. The record is from RefSeq and is a predicted model, not a curated record. The coding region runs from base 1 to 1509 and encodes 502 amino acids. Lineage: Eukaryota; Viridiplantae; Streptophyta; Magnoliopsida; Fabales; Fabaceae. The transcript has a single exon.